AUGCAAUCCUCACAUGUAUCAUUGGUGAAUUAUGUUCUUCAAAAAAGUCAGCCUGGCAAUGUACAACAUGUAAUCGAUACUAUCGAUAGAUUCGGUUGGACUAAACAAUGGUUGAUGAAUAUUGGCGAUCGAAAAGGACAAAUUCUUGAUGAUGCUAUUCGAACACGAAGACCAAAAACAGUUUUAGAACUGGGUACUUUUCUUGGUUAUAGCUCAUUGAGAAUGGCAAGUCAAUUGCCAGAUGAUGCAUUUAUUAUUUCCAUUGAAAGAAAUCGUCAAUCAGCUGAAAUAGCUCAUACUAUUCAUAAACAUGCGGGUGUAGAAAAACGAAUACAACUUAUCGUUGGUUCAACUGAAAAUGUUAUUCCUCGGUUGACUGAAAAGUAUCAUAUAAAUGCGUUUGAUUUUAUUUUUAUCGAUCAUGAUGGUUCAGCAUAUUUACAUGAUCUUAAGCUAUUAGAACAGUACGGCUUGAUUCAAUCCGGCACUAUGAUUGUAGCUGAUAAUGUUAUCUAUCCUGGUGCACCGAAGUAUUUGCAUUACAUUCGAAAUAAUCCAAAUUACAAAACCAGAUUGUAUGAAUCUACUCUUGAAUAUAACGAUAACGUGCGUGAUGGAGUUGAAAUAUCUGUACGACGAUAG
Messenger RNA from Rotaria socialis, 642 nucleotides. The record is from the annotation of a GenBank genome assembly. Lineage: Eukaryota; Metazoa; Rotifera; Eurotatoria; Philodinida; Philodinidae.